UUUGCGGAACUCCUUCCUGACACAAAUUGCUGUCGAGGCUGCGGCGCUUAUACUUUCAGACUUACUAUGUCGAAUAAACGAAAGCGGCAGGAAGAUUUCCAGAAAGUGAAGCUAAAAGUUGGAAAGAAAAAACCCAGAGCAGACAAUGCUACCGAAGUCAACUUUCGUUCUAAGUCUGUUCAUCUGAGUGAACAGUUAAAAGGCGACACCUCGCUGCCCACUACGAAAAGAAAGCUCAACAUCACAGAUCUUCUAUCCCAGAUUCACCAUUACAAUACUGGCGUUAAACAUAGUGCUCUGGUAGGCCUGCAAGAACUCCUGUCUGCUCACCCAUCAGUGAUCGAUACACAUAUUUCUAGCAUAAUAGCAGAAGUGGCUGCGGUUUUUACAGAUAAAGAGCCAACUGUAAGAAUAGCUGCUGUUUCUCUCCUGAAAUGCUUGGCUCCCUUGAUUCCGCAGGAAAAAGUUGCACCUUUUUUCCCGCUUGUAAGUGCUCACCUCUCCAGCGCUAUGACUCAUAUCAUAGUUGAUAUUCAGGAAGACUCGUUGAAGAUAUUGGAUAUCCUUUUGGAACAAUAUCCUGACCUACUAAUUGAUCGUAGCAGCAUGCUCUUAAACAAUUUCUUGGAACUUAUUUCUCACCAAAACAACUCAAAAGAAAAAGGUGGAGAAAAACCAUCUGCCUGGACCUUGUCUAUAAAUCCUAACAGAAAAAUUACUUCUCAAAAGUGGAGGUUAAGUGUUCUGAAUAGAUUAAAGAAGUUCCUUCAAGCACUGGUGAGACAAGCUAUGGAAAAGUUUCCAGACACAGAAAACUUGGAAAAUGUUUUUUCCUCUAGAAAAUGCCUAGAUGUUGUUUGGACUGAACAUACACGUAGCAGACAACCUAUUAAAUUAUAUGAAAGUGGUGAACAGCAACAAUCAUCUUUCCGAUUAAGGACUCUGAUAGGAAUAACGGGCAACUCAGAUGAAGGUUUGUCUUCAGCAACUAACCUUAAGGUAUUCAUUCAGGCAAUAGUCCCACUGUUGAUUGAAUGCUGGGUUGAAGAAUUUCCUGAAGCUGAAUAUGGAAACCCUCUUAAUCCUGUAUCACAUAAUCUACUACAGCAGGUGCUAAGCAUUGUUUCUCUGCUAUGGAAGCUUAGCGAGCAUCAAGAUGAAUCUCACAAAAUGGAUGGAUGGCUUAGAAAAAGUUAUCUUAAAGAUUUCAAGCAUCAUUUCAUGAAAUAUUUUCCUUACUCCUUUUCUGAGGCAAUGAAACAGAAGAAGAAAACAAAGAGAGGCAAAGACUUCUCACUUACAAGCAACGGUCUCGAUAGUCUGUUGUUGAAUUUAACAUUAUGUGACAUAAUGGUGUCCUUGGCUAGUCCUGCAACUCUGGACGAAGACUCGGGAUGGCUUGCCACAAUUCGAACAUUUGUAACAGACAAACUGAUGCAUGGAUAUAAGCUAAAUGCUAAGCAAUUAAAAAGAUUACUUGAUGUAACAAGCAGACUUUUAAAUAUUCAAAGGAACAGAGCAGCUACAGAAAAACUGAUCUAUGCAGUUUACAUGAUGUAUCAGCAGAAGGAUUUGCUCUUUUCAGUGCGUGCAAUGCUUCUAAAUUUUUUUAGUAAACUUUAUUUAAAAGAAGAAGAAAUUUGUCUCAACUUGGGGAGAAGCAGAAGCAAGGUUUUAUGUCGUUGGCUUGCCAAUCUUCCACUGCAACUUGCUCAGCUUGGCUCCCGAAAUGCUCAUCUUUCCUCAGUAAUGAUUAAUACAAUAUAUACUGCUGCAGCCCGCGCAAACAAAGGAAUACUACAGAGCCUACAACUCACAGCUUGCCAGAUCUAUGAUCCACAGGAUGGUGCAUUUGUGCUUCUUCCAGUAGAGUUGCAACAAAUUUUGGUACAACUGUUGUACUUCUUGCCGUUCGUAUCUUCAGAUUUACUAGUUUGUUUAAAUCGUUGCUGCGUUACUGAAAAACUUCCAUAUAAUCUCUCAUCUAUGCUUAUUGGGAUAUUACAUGCAAGGUCCCCUUUUGCUCAUUGGACACAAGUCACGCAAGAAAGCUCAAUGAAUGAUACAGACUAUUUCAGUUUUUUGUUCUCAACAUUAAUAGGUUUUUCAGGAGAGAAAUUGGCAUGGAUUCAAAACAGCAAAGUAUGUAAUCGUCUUAGCAGGACACGCGUUUCACGUAUAUGUCUUUAUUUGACUGACCAGUCGCAAUUCGUUCAUCAUUGGGCUGUUACAAAGGCAAUAUGUCAUAGUUUGGCGUCGGUAAGAGCAAGGCGGCAGUGUUUUGAUAUCCUCCAGAAUGCUAUCAAUAAACAUCUGGGGGGAUUGGUAGUAAUACCUGACAGCACUGUUGGAUCUAUACUGUGUGCCAUAAAUACUUUGCAUGAGCAGUGCUGCAUUCCUAAUGAAAAUCUGAACAAAUUCUUAGCUUCCUGUUGCUACAGCAUUUUCAACUUCCUGCUCACAAAGGAAAAAGAUGCUGAGCACAUGCAGAAAAGAGAUGCUUUAUGGGGAGCAUGUAUUACUUUACUAUCUAUGCUUCCGAAUGUGCUGAAACUGAUGUUACAGAGUCUUCAAGUAAGCAGGGCUUGUCAAGAAGAGCUGCCAGUUAUUGCUCAGUUGCUGCGACUCCUACUGCAAAAUGCACAGCUGAGGAGUUAUAUGAUGGCCAAUGCUUUCCUUGUGCAACAAACUCUUCAAGAUGUUAUGAAUCUAAAGAGUUGUGAAAUUCAAGAGCAAUGGCUGACAGAUCUUCAGUAUUGCUUUAAUGUGUACCUUUCAAAGCAUCCUCCGGAGUCAUCUGCAUUUGGAAUUGCAUACUGAAAGUGGGCUUUAAUAAAACGACAUGAAAGACUGGCACAGUGUUUAAUUAUGUAAAGCAAAUCACAUUGCUUAUCAACUUGUAACAAAAGGAUGCAAAGUAUUUUAUUUAUUUGGUGAUGGUUGUGUUGAUUGCUUUUAUAAUGGUUUGAGUGCAACAUCCUACAUUUUCUAUAAUAAAUCUCACCGAAUAAACAAUAUGCUGACAUUAACACUAUAAAUACCAUUUAUCAGUGCAGUGGUUAGAACUGCUAUAGACCAUGAAACUACAUGUAUUAAUAUUUCACAUUGUGUUAAGAUUAAGACAUUAACAAAAUACAGAUUUCAGAAAAAUCUCCUGUCACUAUCAUUUAAAAUGUCAAACUUUAUAGGUACAGAAUUAUCUUAAUGUCACUGUAGAUAUGAUCCUGAUUUGUUCCCCCCCCCCUUCGUUUAAUAAUUGGAAAGCAGUGUUUUAUCUAAUAGAAUAGUGUUUGUUUUAUAACUUUGUUUUUAAGGUGGUAUUUUUUUUAAAUGGUGAUAAACCAAUUAAAGUUUAGUUGUUUGGGAAAUAUGCCACAAUACAAUACAUUAACCAUAUGAGAAUAGGUCCUACAUAUUUUGUACUAAAGCAAAAAUAAAAAACAA
Messenger RNA from Spea bombifrons (plains spadefoot toad), 3444 nucleotides. RefSeq names its product testis expressed 10 (gene TEX10). The transcript is spliced from 15 exons. Bases 67 to 2820 code for a protein of 917 amino acids. NCBI's taxonomy places the organism in Eukaryota, Metazoa, Chordata, Amphibia, Anura, Pelobatidae. Gene Ontology annotation, cellular component: nucleus; MLL1 complex. The record is from RefSeq and is a predicted model, not a curated record.